Messenger RNA from Tinamus guttatus (white-throated tinamou), 1677 nucleotides. NCBI's taxonomy places the organism in Eukaryota, Metazoa, Chordata, Aves, Tinamiformes, Tinamidae. The record is from RefSeq and is a predicted model, not a curated record.
AUGGGGGUGUGGAGCAGCAUCCCCAAGACUGCUGCACGUGGUGGCCCCACUGCCUACAGGACCGUGUGCGGUGUCAACGGGCCCCUCGUGGUGCUGGACAAUGUCAAGUUCGCCCAGUACGCCGAGAUCGUGAACUUCACGCUGCCUGACGGGGCCGCUGCUGGCGGGACAGGGACGUUGGGUCUCUGUGGCCCCCCCCAGAGGCGACACUCAUGCCCACAGGUCUUCGAGGGCACGUCGGGCAUUGAUGCCAAGCAGACGACCUGUGAGUUCACCGGCGACAUCCUCCGGACGCCCGUGUCCGAAGACAUGCUCGGCCGGGUGUUCAACGGCUCGGCGAAGCCCAUCGACAGCGGCCCCGCCGUGAUGGCCGAGGACUUCCUGGACAUUAACGGGCAGCCCAUCAACCCGCACGGGCGCAUCUACCCCGAGGAGAUGAUCCAGACGGGCAUCUCGCCCAUCGACGUCAUGAACAGCAUCGCCCGCGGCCAGAAGAUCCCCAUCUUCUCGGCCGCCGGCCUCCCGCACAACGAGAUCGCUGCCCAGAUCUGCCGGCAGGCUGGCCUGGUCAAGAAGUCCAAGGAUGUCAUGGACUACCAUGAGGACAACUUUGCCAUCGUCUUCGCCGCCAUGGGGGUGAACAUGGAGACCGCCCGCUUCUUCAAGGCUGACUUCGAGGAGAAUGGCUCCAUGGAGAACGUGUGCCUCUUCCUGAACCUGGCCAACGACCCCACGAUUGAGCGCAUCAUCACGCCGCGCCUGGCACUCACCACGGCCGAGUUCCUGGCAUACCAGUGCGAGAAGCACGUGCUGGUGAUCCUCACUGACAUGAGCUCGUACGCCGAGGCGCUGCGUGAGGUGUCGGCGGCGCGGGAGGAGGUGCCCGGGCGCCGCGGCUUCCCCGGCUACAUGUACACAGACCUGGCCACCAUCUAUGAGCGGGCUGGGCGCGUGGAAGGCAGGAACGGCUCCAUCACGCAGAUUCCCAUCCUCACCAUGCCCAACGAUGACAUCACCCAUCCCAUCCCCGACCUCACCGGCUUCAUCACGGAGGGGCAGAUCUAUGUGGAUCGGCAGCUCCACAACAGACAGGAGCACCUGGACCUCGUGCAGGAGAUGGAUGAGGCCAAGGAGAGGCUGGAGGAGUUCGAGCAGGCGUCACAGGCGCUGCUGGCCGAGCUGGCGGCGCUCGAGGCCGAGGUGCACAUCGAGAAGACGUGCCGGCAGCACGCCGAGGCCUAUGCGGCCCAGGUGGAGCAGGAGAACGUGCAGCUCAAGCGGCUCAGCCUGGCGCUGCCGCCCGGCCCGGAGCAGCCGCCCGUCGCCGCCGCCGGCCCUGUGUCCAGCCCCGCGACCAGCCGCUCCGAGAAACGGCAGAUGGGCGGCCAGGGCAACGCCCUUGGCCGCCGCCAGCCCCAGCCCGGCUGCCGGGGCUGGUUUCACCUCGUUUUGCGCCUGCGUUUCGCACGGGCCUGGGCCCGGCGCCAGCAGCGUGUCCUGCUGCAGCUGGAGAGGGUGAGCGCGGAGAAGGAGGCGCUGCGUGCGGCGCUGGACAGGAGCCAACGUGCGCUGACGUCCUUCAAGAGAGUGACAGCACCGGAGGAGCUGCCAGCCCCCCCGGUGCCACCACCGCCGCCCCCACUGCCACCGCCGCCCACCACGGUGCCUGUGGAGUAA